Molecule: messenger RNA, 561 nt
Organism: Paramecium octaurelia
Lineage: Eukaryota; Ciliophora; Oligohymenophorea; Peniculida; Parameciidae
Source: the annotation of a GenBank genome assembly
AUGAAGUUUGUGCCACUUGCAAUUCAUCUUUAAACAAUUGCAGAAUUGUAUGAGAAAUGCGCUCAACUUUCUGAAUAAUUGCAUGAGUAAAACUUUAAAACUGAUCAAGAUGCUAAAAGUACAAAUGAGAACACACAAAAUUCGGAAAGUAUUGAAAUCGAUGAAAUCCAAAAUUAUUCUCCUAAAUCCUAAGCAACUAAAACAAAAGAUAAUCUUAAAUCCAACAUUAAAAAACUCAAAACUCAAAAUCAUAAAAAAGUAUAGAGUUAAUGUUCAGAUUGCAGUCAAGUCUAUGAAGUUAAAGUAAGGAAGAAAAGUAAAAAAUAUAAGCAUACUUAAAAAAACAACUAAAAAACUAAAAAAAGUCGAUAAUUAAUCAAAAAACUAAGAACAUAACAAUAAUCAAAAUAAUUUGAAAUAGAUUUAAAUGAAAGAACUAAUAGUGAACAUUCUAAAAUCAGCAAAAGUGAAAUUAACAAUGUUUGUACACUGGAUAAUUAAGAUCAAGGAGAUGAUAAUUAAAAUUAAGAAAGUCAAGAUGAAUUUGAAAUUUCAUUAUGA